AUGAAGUUCAACACCGUCGCUACUACUCUGGCCGCUGCCACCACUGCCAUCGCGGCUCCCAACACUGCCAAGCGCGAUCUCUACCCCAUCUCUCUGACCGAUCUCGCCGCAAGCUACUACGACCAAAUCAAGCCCGAGACCACCAUCGUCAACUUCAAAUUGAGCGACCCCAACACUAAGAUUGAUACCACCUGCGAUGCAAACUGGUCUGUCGGCGAAGCCGCAACCUUGAAGUUCAACUGCUCCGACCCAACCUACCAAGUGAGCUUCCCGAACGGCAUCUACAAUGUCGAGGACUUUAUGAUUGAGAUCUCGCGCCCUGAUGGCUCCGAGUCUGGCAAGGCUCGUGCCUAUGGCAAUUCCUGGAAGUGCGAGAAACAUGAUGGAUACCCAUCGGAGACAUGCAGCUGGGAUGGUGUUUUCCAUGUUGGUGUCAGCAAGUGA
Penicillium daleae is the source of this 444-nucleotide messenger RNA. RefSeq lists its product as uncharacterized. The coding region runs from base 1 to 444 and encodes 147 amino acids. The record is from RefSeq and is a predicted model, not a curated record. NCBI's taxonomy places the organism in Eukaryota, Fungi, Ascomycota, Eurotiomycetes, Eurotiales, Aspergillaceae. The transcript has 2 exons.